GGGGCGAGCCUCUCCCCAAAAGCGUCAGAAAGCGGUGGCGGCUUUUGUGAGGGAAAGCGGCCUGACGGGCCCUCGGAGCAGCUCCGCAUAGGUCGGGCUUUCAGGCUUCCAGCGGCGCUGAGGGUGUCUGCAAACAAAAGUGAACUGACACCUCAGUUAUUUCAUCCCAAACAAGAUGAAAAUUCCCUCUUUGCUGCUGAGAUUCCCUCAUUGUUAUUUCUCUAGAAGAACUUACUUCACAAACUUAGACUUUGCUUCCAGAGCAGACUUCCUGCGUGUUGAAUCUCUCACGCCAGCGCACCUCAAUCAUAUAAAAUGGAUGUGGUCAUCAAAUGUUUUGAGGAGACAGCUGUGCCAACAAGUGGCCCCUGACCAGCAAAUAGAGGGACUUUCUGACAGAGAACAAAGACUUGUAGACAGACUUUACAAUGGACUAAUCCAGGGUCAUAGAGCCUGUUUAGCAGAAGCCAUUACACUUGUAGAAUCAACUCAGAGUAGGAAGAAGAAAAUAGCACAGUUUCUCCUUCAGAAGGUAUUAUCCUACCACAGGAAACAAGAAAAGUUAAAUCAAGGAAAACCACUUGCCUUUAGAGUGGGGUUGUCUGGUCCUCCCGGUGCUGGGAAAUCAACUUUCAUAGAAUGCUUUGGGAAAAUGCUUACAGAAAGAAAAUACAAAGUGUCUGUGUUGGCUGUAGACCCGUCCUCUAGUACAAGUGGUGGUUCUCUGCUGGGUGAUAAAACACGGAUGACUGAGUUGUCAAGAGACAUGAACGCGUACAUCAGACCGUCUCCAACCAGAGGGACACUGGGAGGUGUAACAAGGACCACAAAUGAAGCCAUUCUGCUGUGUGAAGGAGGCGGCUACAAUGUUGUUCUUGUGGAAACAGUAGGUGUGGGACAGUCAGAAUUUGCUGUGGCUGAUAUGGUUGAUAUGUUUAUACUACUGCUACCACCUGCAGGUGGAGAUGAAUUACAGGGUAUCAAACGGGGUAUAAUUGAGAUGGCAGAUCUAGUUGCUAUAAAUAAAGCUGAUGGUGAUUUAGUUGUGCCUGCACGGAGAAUACAAGCUGAGUAUGUUAGUGCUAUGAAGCUGCUUCGCAAACGUUCAAAGGUUUGGAGACCAAAGGUAAUUCGCAUCUCUGCCAAAACUGGAGAGGGUAUCUCCGAUAUGUGGGAUAAAAUGACAGAAUUUCGAGACCUCAUGCUCACAAGUGGCGAGUUGAUUGCCAAACGACGGAAACAGCAGAAAGUGUGGAUGUGGAAUCUCAUCCAGGAAAAUAUGUUGGAACAUUUCCGGAGUCACUUGGCAGUCAAGGAUAAGAUUCCACUUCUAGAAGAAAAAGUUCUUAGUGGUGUCUUGUCUCCUGGGCUGGCAGCCGACCUGCUACUGAAAGCUUUCAAAGAUGGUCUCUAAUCAUUAUGUUCUACUCUGUUCUUAUUAAGUGAUUUACAUAAACAUGAACAUUAAAUACAGUUUUUCUA
Athene cunicularia (burrowing owl) is the source of this 1482-nucleotide messenger RNA. RefSeq names its product metabolism of cobalamin associated A (gene MMAA). Bases 176 to 1414 code for a protein of 412 amino acids. Gene Ontology annotation, cellular component: cytoplasm. Lineage: Eukaryota; Metazoa; Chordata; Aves; Strigiformes; Strigidae. The transcript is spliced from 7 exons. The record is from RefSeq and is a predicted model, not a curated record. Gene Ontology annotation, molecular function: GTP binding; GTPase activity.